Arvicola amphibius (Eurasian water vole) is the source of this 5303-nucleotide messenger RNA. It is a transcript of the gene Zhx2, whose product is annotated as zinc fingers and homeoboxes 2. Gene Ontology annotation, biological process: regulation of transcription by RNA polymerase II. NCBI's taxonomy places the organism in Eukaryota, Metazoa, Chordata, Mammalia, Rodentia, Cricetidae. The record is from RefSeq and is a predicted model, not a curated record. Gene Ontology annotation, cellular component: nucleus. The transcript is spliced from 3 exons. Gene Ontology annotation, molecular function: DNA binding; DNA-binding transcription factor activity, RNA polymerase II-specific. Bases 1489 to 4002 code for a protein of 837 amino acids.
AGGGAAAGGGAGGGCAGGGGGAGAAUGCAAAUCCCAUGAAUGCAGUAUUCAGCCACCCCAUCAGUCUGUGCGGAAACUCCCUCAGUUACCGUGACACGUGGAGUCUUUGGAGUGGCCAUGCGGAGCAUAGCUGAUUACACAAUAACGCAGGGCAUCUGUCCCCCCGAGGCACCAUGCCACAGAACUGCACAUGAAAAGACACAGGGCUAUGGGAAAGAAUUGCUUAAGGACACAGUGCUGUGAACGGGAAACCCAGCCCCUGGUUUUACAGGUCACCCGCGGCUUAGAAAUAGACAAAUCGGGCAAGGAGUGUGGCGCCUUGCUUUGCGGAACCAGGGGAAGAAUGGCACACAGACUGUGGAGUGGCAUACAGACUGUGGAGUGGCAUAAAGACAGUGAAAUGGGACCAGAGUCACAGUGCCAGCUAUGAAUCAUGUGGCUGUAAACCCAUCAGGUAAACUGAGGAAGCUGGCAUAGAUCUGGGGUAUGCACAUAUUUUGUUAUUAUUGUAAUGUACCUCUGAGAUAACCGCCUUCCCCAUGUGACCAGUCACAGGAAGUAAUGACAUCAUAGUAUCCUGUGCACAAAGAGAAAAAAAGGAAGGAGACAUUCUAAGGACUCAGGGUCAGUUUUGUGUAUUUCCUGUGUAACUCCAUUCAGCUAGACAGCUUUCUCUGAAUUCUACUGUUUCUCCCUGCUGAAGCCAGGCACAAGCAAAAGCUAAACUCACAUAAUGUAUAAGUAUCCUCUAAUGCAUCGCAUGCUGGAACAAUGCUUUGGUUUCAAACAUCAUAGCAGAACUGACUGUUCUAUGUCUCUAAAAUUGUGGCUGGCAGUGGAGAGAGUGAGCUCUCCCCUCUCCUAUCCUGCAUGGGUCAUAGUUCCUCCUGCUGGCAACGCCUCUCCUUUGCAGUGGCAGUCCUAGAGAAGCCAGGGCCUGAGGCUCCGGUCAGUGCAACCCAAACAAAGAAACUGAAGCAAAUCCCAUAUCACAGGAGUCCUAUUGGCAUGGUAGCCUGAUCCUCAUGAAAGUAGAAGGGGUGCGGAAAACUAGUGGCAUGGAGACCAAAGAGUAUAAGAGGGUUAUAUGGAUCUAGGGAACAUCUGCACUGGGUCCUGACCCACCUGUCCUGAGCUUUGUAUGUCUGGUCUCUGGUUCUUUAGAUCUCCAUUUAUAGACACCCCCUCAGAAGGCAGGAACAAGGGCCAUGAGCAAAGUGGACGUGAUGCGCAGAAUUCACCUGCAUACCGCAUACAUGGGAAGCCAUUGGCACCAAAGAGACAUGACAUGAAGCUGCCUGGUGUGCUCAGAGAUUGGUACGGCUACGAUUAUCUGUGCUGAAACCAUCCUGAAAACUUCAACCGAAGACUUCAGCAUUCAAGGGAAGCCAAAGGCAUUUGAGAGGGAAUAAAGCCAAAAGUCAAGAACUUCACUGUCCCGUACCUACCCACUCCAAAAAAAGACAUCAGUGCUCACACGCAGGCAACAUGGCAAGCAAACGGAAAUCUACAACUCCGUGCAUGGUCCGGACAUCACAGGUAGUUGAACAAGAUGUGCUGGAGGAGGCAGACAGGGCCAAAGACAAAGGAAUGGGCAUGCCACAGUCUGAUGUGGCCAAGGACGGCUGGGCAGCAGAACCUGAAAACUCGUCCAAAGAAAACGAAGUGGUGGAGGUGAAAUCUAUGGGGGAAAGCCAGUCCAAAAAACUCCAGGGUGGUUAUGAGUGUAAAUACUGCCCUUAUUCCACACAGAAUCUGAACGAGUUCACAGAACACGUAGACAUGCAACACCCCAACGUGAUUCUCAACCCCCUCUACGUGUGUGCCGAAUGUAACUUCACAACCAAAAAGUAUGAUUCUUUAUCUGACCACAACUCCAAGUUCCAUCCAGGGGAGACCAACUUCAAGCUGAAGCUGAUUAAGCGCAAUAAUCAAACUGUUUUGGAACAGUCCAUUGAAACCACCAACCACGUUGUGUCCAUCGCUGCUGGUGGCCCUGGGGGUGGUGACAAUGACCCUGGGGUCUCCGUGGGUAAAAUCCCCAUGAUGAAGACAGGAAAACCGAAGGCAGAUGCCAAGAAAGUGCCCAAGAAGCCUGAUGAAGUUGCCCCCGAAAACCACAUGGAAGGGACUGCCCGCCUGGUGACCGAUACCGCUGAGAUCCUGUCCAGACUUGGGAGUGUGGAACUCCUUCAAGAUUCACUGGGACACGUCAUGCCUUCUGUACAGCUGCCACCAAAUAUCAACCUUGUCCCCAAGGUCCCCGUCCCUCUGAACACUACCAAAUACAACUCUGCCCUGGACACAAACGCCACCAUGAUCAACUCCUUCAACAAGUUCCCUUACCCCACCCAGGCUGAGCUCUCCUGGUUGACAGCUGCCUCCAAACACCCGGAAGAGCACAUCAGAAUCUGGUUUGCCACCCAGCGCUUAAAACAUGGCAUCAGCUGGUCCCCAGAAGAGGUGGAGGAGGCCCGAAAGAAGAUGUUUAAUGGCACCAUUCAGUCAGUACCCCCGACCAUCACUGUGCUUCCAGCUCAGCUGGCUCCCACAAAAAUGUCGCAGCCCAUUCUCCAGACCGCCGUGCCGUGCCAGAUCCUUGGCCAGCCCAGCCUGGUGCUGACCCAAGUGACCAGUGGGCCGACGGCUGUCUCUUGCUCCCCCAUCACACUUGCCGUAGCUGGAGUGACCAACCAUGGUCAGAAGAGACCUUUGGUGACUCCCCAAGCUGCCCCUGAGCCGAAGCGUCCCCACGUCGCCCAGGUGCCAGAACCUCCACCCAAGGUGGCCAACACCCCGCUCACCCCAGCUAGCGACCGCAAGAAGACCAAGUUGCAGAUUGCUCACCUCAAGGCGAGCUUUUUACAGAGCCAGUUCCCUGACGAUGCGGAGGUCUACCGGCUCAUUGAGGUGACAGGCCUCGCCAGGAGCGAAAUCAAGAAGUGGUUCAGUGACCAUCGGUACCGGUGUCAGAGGGGCAUCGUCCACAUCACCAGCGAAUCCCUUGCCAAAGACCAGAUGGCCGUCACAGGCACCCGACAUGGUCGCACCUAUCACGUGUACCCAGACUUUGGCCCCCAGAAGUUCAAAGAGAAAAGCCAGGGACAGCUGAAAACCCUGGAAGACAGCUUUCUGAAAAGCUCUUUUCCCACCCAGGCGGAAGUGGAGCGGCUGAGGGUGGAGACCAAGCUGAGCAGGAGGGAAAUCGACUCCUGGUUUUCAGAGAGGCGCAAGCUUCGAGACACCAUGGAGCAGGCCGUCUUGGAUUCCAUGGGGUCAGGCAAAAAAGGCUCAGAUAUGGUAGCCCCCAACGGUGCUCUCUCUCGACUUGACCAGCUCUCCGGUGCCCAGUUCGCUGGUUCUCUGCCGAGCCCUUCAUCAGCAAUGAUACAAAAUCAAGAACAGGUUCACCUGCUGAGGAGCACUUUCGCGAGAACCCAGUGGCCCACUCCUCAGGAGUACGACCAGUUGGCAGCCAAGACCGGGCUGGUCAGAACUGAGAUUGUGCGCUGGUUCAAGGAGAACAGAUGCCUACUAAAAACUGGGAGUCUGAGUUGGCUGGAGCAAUACCAGAAGCAUCACCUGUCAGGUGACCGUGGCCACGAUGCCAUAUCAAGAAAAGUGGCCAAACACGUUGCUGAGAGCCCAAAGAAUGGAAGUGAGGUGGCUCAACAGUAUGCCAGGGACCCCAAAGCACUCUGCGAGCAGGACUCCGACAAGCUGGUCCCCAGGGUGAAAGUGGGUGACGAGCAAGCCAAGGACUGUGUGGCAGGCAAGCCCUCAGAGGCCACCUCAGACAGAUCGGAGGGCAGCAGCCGAGAUGGCCAGGGCAGUGAGGAGAACGAGGAGUCGGGCAUCGUGGACUUUGUGGAGGUGACGGUCGGAGAGGAGGACGCCAUCUCAGAGAAGUGGGGGAGCUGGAGUCAGAGAGUAGCAGAAGGCACGGCAGACCGGGUGGACUCCGACUCCGACAGCGCCCCUGCAGAGGCUGGCCAAGCCUAGACAGGGCCCUUGGUCUGAACUUCCGCACUGACAAAGGGGGGCUCUGUCUUUGAAGAGAGAAGAAAGCUCCGCCCCAGCGGCUGUGGGCCAUCUCACCAGCGACUCUGAGUGGAAGUGCUUCAGUGGCGUGCCCGCGCCCGCGCCCGCCCGGAGGCCACGGGAACUCCGGAGCUCUCGGCGGCGCCCCUCCCAGAGGCCGGGUGGGAACUGUUCAUAGUGCCAAAGUCCUACUACUGCGUUUUUUUUCAAUGAGUCCCUGUACAUAGUCUCUGCCUCUGCCCCAGUCCCACCUCUUGCUAUACUGGAACCGAUUUAUACAAUGUGGGAAUUUUGUUACCUUUUUAAUCGAGGGCAACUUCCUUUUCCAGCACUUCCAUGGUAAGGUGUUUGCUUUUGUUUCUUUUUUUUCCCUCCCCCAGGAAGGAGGGCUAACCACAUUGCUUUUCUCUUUUUUUCUUUUCACUUCAUUAACGAGGGGGAUGGGAGCAUUACUAUUAGUGCCACUGUAGCUACUGGAUUUUAGGUAGGAAGAAUUUCUUUAUUUUUAAGGUAGUUUGACAUUUGGGAGGUGACUCUGUGAGAAGGACUGAAGUUGGUCCUCUGGCUCAACAUUGGAUGGAUUCACAAAUAGCAGGCCUUCCGCACCAAGCUCAUGUCCAGGCCCCCCCCACCAGUUGCCUUUUGGGGACUCUGCCUCUCAGCCCAAUGCCAAGAGGUGGGUCUGGCUUCUCAACUGCUUGGAACCUGGGGAACAGGUGGCUGCCCUCUUUUUACAAAUCUUUUUGAAAUACCAGCAGAAAGGGCUCCCACCCUUGGUGACGCCUUCAUUGCUCUUAGGAAACGGGAAGAGAGUCGUCUUUCUGCCUAGCUCGUACAAAGGUGAACGUCUCUGGGUUUCUUUGCUCUUCCUCGCUGCCUUUUCCUGGUGUGACAUUUGACAAGAUCUCAGCUCGAAGCCUCACUAUAAACUGAUUUUUUUUUUGUUUUUGUGUGUGUGUGUGUGUGUGUGUGUGCGCGCGUGUGUGCGCGUGUGUGUUUGGACCGAUUUUAGAUACCUGAGUGCACUUUUUUUUUAGUUAGUCCUAACUUUUAAAGAAGAAAAGCCAAGAGAUAUAUCUCGUAUAAAUGUCACGACAUGGAUUCUGUUUGCUGUCCUUGUCCCCUCUCCCACUCCCUGCCCCUUGACCCCACUGGGGUCCACUGCACAAAUAAAACGCUAGGGGGGUUGAAUAAAAGCAGUUUUUCUAACUCGUUGCUCAUUUGUUGUAACUCAAUAAAGCAAAGACUAAACAUUUUUGUAA